Molecule: messenger RNA, 1631 nt
Organism: Frieseomelitta varia
Lineage: Eukaryota; Metazoa; Arthropoda; Insecta; Hymenoptera; Apidae
Exons: 10
Coding region: 143-1546 (467 amino acids)
Source: RefSeq, a predicted model, not a curated record
CAUUUGUUGAAUAUUUUGUCAAUCUGUCAAUGAAGUCAAUAUACUUAACUUUAUAAAAUACAUGACUUCAUUGCCAGUCUGGCAAACGAAUUGAAGUUCAAUAUUUUGUAAAUAAGUUAGAUUUAAAAGUUCGUGUUAUCGAAUGUCUGAACGCCGGGAUUCUACAUGUCAAAAGCAUGAAUUACCAAAAUCGUUACAAGGUACAGAGGAUGCCGAGUUUGUCUGGAGCAUGAUAACUGAUAGAUUUCCAAAUGCCGCACCGCUUUUAUGCGAAAUGGAAACUGUUAUCGAUCGAGCCGAAGAUCUUCUUCAGCAAUUGCGGGCACCUUAUCGUGAAAUUGAGACAUCUACCUCUUUUUUCACACAAGAUUCAGAAGAUACAACUGUAAUGAUUUCAGCUAGAGAAUCGUUGAUUACUGAAAAUGAUACUGUAGAAGAAAGUGAUGUAAGCAAGAACGUGGCUGAAAUACAAGUUUCUGAAAGCAGUAUCGACGAAGAGAAUUUAGAUCAAAAUCAAAAUUCGAUUAUUAGGGAACAAAACACCGGAAGUCAAUUUAGUGAUUCACUCAUGAACUCUUCCAUUGCUCAGGAGUUCUCUAAUGACAAAUCUGCUUCUCUGAAUAUUACAAAUACUAACCAAUUGAUAAAAGAGGCACAUAGUUUAGAAGAGUGGGGUAAAAUAGCAGAUAAUGCUAUGGAAAAAAAUUCUGCCGAGGUACAAUCUGUUAAAGAAACAAUUAAUAUGUUUGAAAAGCGAGCCAAUUUUGAAGGAAGUAAAAUGGAAAAUCAUAAUAUAAACAAACACGAAGAUUCUUGUAUUAUUCUACAUCGCCAAGAGAUAUCUGUAGAUGUCGGUGAUUCCGUCAUGGAGAUUAAUUCUGAUCGAAAUAUGACAAGUCAAAAAUUGAUCAAUACCAAAAAUGAUACGAUGAAUGUUUUAAUUCAAGGUAGUGGUGAUGAGAGUUCAUCGAAAAUUAGUAAUCCACGAACACCAUUAAGCAUUCUAGAGAUGUAUGCAAAACGCUGUAAAAUACCGGUCGAGUAUGAGUAUACGAGCGAUUAUUCACAUAGUCAUAAAUCGAACGUCUAUAUAAUACGUGGAAAUUUCGCUGGAUUUGUUGCGACAUGUAGAGGUUUAACCGAAGAGUCAACCAAAAACGACUUGGCCUCGAAAAUUUUGCAAAUGAUUGCAAAUCAACAAAUGAAAGAUGAAAAACUCACUACACUCGCCGAUCUUGCCGAGGAAGAACUGAUAGAAAUAAUUAGCCUAGGCAUGGACGGUCUAAGAGAAACAGCUCAAAGAAAGUUAUACCAGCUUUGUCUUGAAAAAGAAAUUCCAGUUCCGAAGUAUUCUGUGGAAAAAAUAAAAACUUAUCAGGGUUUGACUUACGUCGCUACUUGUUCUGCAUUAGGCUACAUCACCGAAGGUCGCGGUGUGAGAGAAUGCGUGGCAAAGAAAGCAGCUGCUGACGAAUUAUAUCAUCAGUAUUGUGAAGGUCAGAAGGCAGGAUUGAAAGUAAGCUUCCUUAAUUCUCCAAUAUCUUAGGAACUCUCUUAGAAGUCUUUAUUUUCCUAUUCGUUCAUGGUAUCUUAGCAACGAUCCAAGGCAGCUUGCCAGUUUUCUUGAAAGA